Molecule: messenger RNA, 4344 nt
Organism: Canis lupus familiaris (dog)
Lineage: Eukaryota; Metazoa; Chordata; Mammalia; Carnivora; Canidae
Gene: XPO1
Product: exportin 1
Exons: 25
Coding region: 183-3398 (1071 amino acids)
Biological process (GO): protein export from nucleus; ribosomal small subunit export from nucleus; ribosomal large subunit export from nucleus
Cellular component (GO): nucleus; cytoplasm
Molecular function (GO): nuclear export signal receptor activity; small GTPase binding
Source: RefSeq, a predicted model, not a curated record
GCUUUUUUUUUUUUUUGGCCCUUAUCUCCGUUGUUGUUGUUUUUUUUUAAUUUCCCUUUUUAAGGUGGGGAAAACUGUGAAACCCACCUUGAUUUCCUCCCCUCUCCCCCCUCCCCACCUUCCCUCGCCCUAAUCCCCCCGGCAAGGAAAGAAGCAGCAGUUGGUUCAAUCUCUGGUAAUCUAUGCCAGCAAUUAUGACAAUGUUAGCAGACCAUGCAGCUCGUCAGCUGCUCGAUUUCAGCCAAAAACUGGAUAUCAACCUUCUAGACAAUGUGGUGAAUUGCUUAUACCAUGGAGAAGGAGCCCAGCAAAGAAUGGCUCAAGAAGUACUGACACAUUUAAAGGAGCAUCCUGAUGCAUGGACAAGAGUCGACACAAUUUUGGAAUUUUCACAGAAUAUGAACACGAAAUAUUAUGGACUACAAAUUUUGGAAAAUGUGAUAAAAACAAGGUGGAAGAUUCUUCCAAGGAACCAGUGUGAAGGAAUUAAAAAAUACGUUGUUGGCCUCAUUAUCAAGACGUCAUCUGACCCAACUUGUGUAGAGAAGGAAAAGGUGUAUAUUGGGAAAUUAAAUAUGAUUCUUGUUCAGAUAUUAAAACAAGAAUGGCCAAAACACUGGCCAACUUUUAUCAGUGACAUUGUUGGAGCAAGUAGGACCAGUGAAAGUCUCUGUCAGAAUAAUAUGGUGAUUCUUAAACUCUUGAGUGAAGAAGUAUUUGAUUUCUCUAGUGGACAGAUAACUCAAGUGAAAGCAAAGCAUUUAAAAGACAGCAUGUGCAAUGAGUUCUCCCAAAUUUUUCAGCUGUGUCAGUUUGUGAUGGAAAAUUCCCAAAAUGCUCCACUUGUACAUGCAACUUUGGAAACAUUGCUUAGAUUUCUGAAUUGGAUUCCACUGGGAUAUAUUUUUGAGACCAAGUUAAUCAGCACGUUAAUUUAUAAGUUCCUGAAUGUUCCAAUGUUUCGAAAUGUCUCUCUGAAGUGCCUCACUGAGAUUGCUGGUGUAAGUGUAAGCCAAUACGAGGAACAAUUUGUAACGCUCUUUACACUGACAAUGAUGCAGCUAAAACAGAUGCUUCCUUUAAAUACCAAUAUUCGACUUGCAUACUCAAAUGGAAAAGAUGAUGAACAGAACUUUAUUCAAAAUCUCAGUUUGUUUCUCUGCACCUUUCUUAAGGAACAUGGUCAACUUAUAGAGAAAAGGUUAAAUCUCAGGGAAACACUCAUGGAGGCCCUUCAUUAUAUGUUGUUGGUAUCAGAAGUGGAGGAAACUGAAAUCUUCAAGAUUUGUCUUGAGUACUGGAAUCACUUGGCAGCUGAACUUUAUAGAGAGAGCCCGUUCUCUACAUCUGCUUCUCCAUUGCUAUCCGGAAGUCAACAUUUUGAUGUUCCUCCCAGGAGGCAGCUAUAUUUGCCCGUGUUAUCCAAGGUCCGUUUAUUGAUGGUUAGUCGUAUGGCUAAACCUGAAGAAGUAUUGGUUGUAGAAAAUGAUCAAGGAGAAGUUGUCAGAGAAUUCAUGAAGGAUACAGAUUCCAUUAAUUUGUAUAAGAAUAUGAGAGAAACAUUAGUUUAUCUUACUCAUCUGGAUUAUGUAGAUACAGAAAGAAUAAUGACUGAGAAGCUUCACAAUCAAGUGAAUGGUACAGAGUGGUCAUGGAAAAAUUUGAAUACAUUGUGUUGGGCAAUAGGCUCCAUUAGUGGAGCAAUGCAUGAAGAGGAUGAAAAACGCUUUCUUGUUACUGUUAUAAAGGAUCUUUUAGGAUUAUGUGAACAGAAAAGAGGCAAAGAUAAUAAAGCUAUUAUUGCAUCAAAUAUCAUGUACAUAGUAGGUCAAUAUCCAAGAUUUUUAAGAGCUCACUGGAAGUUUUUGAAGACUGUAGUUAACAAGUUGUUUGAAUUCAUGCAUGAGACCCAUGAUGGAGUCCAAGACAUGGCUUGUGAUACUUUUAUUAAAAUAGCUCAGAAAUGCCGCAGGCAUUUUGUUCAGGUUCAGGUUGGAGAAGUAAUGCCAUUUAUUGAUGAAAUUUUGAACAAUAUCAACACUAUAAUUUGUGAUCUUCAACCUCAGCAGGUCCAUACAUUUUAUGAAGCUGUGGGGUACAUGAUUGGUGCACAAACAGACCAAACAGUACAAGAACAUUUGAUAGAAAAAUACAUGCUACUCCCUAAUCAGGUUUGGGAUAGCAUAAUCCAGCAGGCAACCAAAAAUGUGGAUAUACUUAAAGAUCCAGAAACUGUCAAGCAGCUUGGUAGCAUAUUGAAAACAAAUGUUAGAGCCUGCAAAGCUGUCGGACACCCCUUUGUAAUUCAACUUGGGAGAAUUUAUUUAGAUAUGCUUAAUGUAUACAAGUGCCUCAGUGAAAAUAUUUCAGCAGCUAUCCAAGCUAAUGGCGAGAUGGUUACAAAGCAACCAUUGAUUAGAAGUAUGCGAACGGUAAAAAGGGAAACUUUAAAGUUAAUAUCCGGUUGGGUGAGCCGGUCCAAUGAUCCACAGAUGGUAGCUGAAAAUUUUGUUCCUCCUUUAUUGGAUGCAGUUCUCAUUGAUUAUCAGAGAAAUGUACCAGCUGCUAGAGAACCAGAAGUGCUUAGUACUAUGGCUAUUAUUGUCAACAAGUUAGGAGGACAUAUAACAGCUGAAAUACCUCAAAUAUUUGAUGCUGUUUUUGAAUGCACAUUGAAUAUGAUAAAUAAGGACUUUGAAGAAUAUCCUGAACACAGAACAAACUUUUUCUUACUACUUCAGGCUGUCAAUUCUCAUUGUUUCCCAGCAUUCCUGGCAAUACCACCUGCACAAUUUAAACUUGUUUUGGAUUCCAUUAUUUGGGCUUUCAAACAUACUAUGAGGAAUGUUGCAGAUACAGGCUUACAGAUACUUUUUACACUCUUACAAAAUGUUGCACAAGAAGAAGCUGCAGCUCAGAGUUUCUAUCAAACUUAUUUUUGUGAUAUUCUUCAGCAUAUCUUUUCUGUUGUGACAGACACCUCACAUACUGCUGGUUUGACAAUGCAUGCGUCAAUACUGGCAUAUAUGUUUAAUUUGGUUGAAGAAGGAAAAAUAAGUACACCAUUAAAUCCUGGAAAUCCAGUUAACAACCAAAUGUUCAUUCAGGAAUAUGUGGCAAAUCUCCUUAAAUCUGCAUUCCCUCAUCUACAAGAUGCUCAAGUAAAGCUCUUUGUGACAGGGCUUUUCAGCUUAAAUCAGGAUAUUCCUGCUUUCAAGGAACAUCUUAGGGAUUUCCUAGUACAAAUAAAGGAGUUUGCAGGUGAAGAUACAUCUGAUCUGUUUUUGGAAGAAAGAGAAACAGCCCUUCGACAGGCUCAGGAAGAGAAACAUAAACUUCAAAUGUCUGUCCCUGGCAUCCUUAAUCCACAUGAAAUUCCAGAAGAAAUGUGUGAUUAAACUAAGAAGUCAUGCUGGUUUUUUCUUUUUCUUUUUUUUUUUUCUUCCUUUUUUUGGUUGGGUUUUUCCCCCCUCUCUGCAACUCUUGUUAGCAGAAGAAAACAGCAUCUGGAUAUUUGUCGACCAAAAUGAUGCCAAUUUGUAAAUUAAAAUGUCACCUAGUGGCCCUUUUUCUUAUGUGUUUUUUGUAUAAGAAAUUUUCUGUGAAAUAUCCUUCCAUUGUUUUAAGCUUUUGUUUUGGUCAUCUUUAUUUAGUUUGCAUGAAGUUAAAAAUUAAGGCAUUUUUUAAAAUUUUACUUCAUGCCCAUUUUGUGGCUGGGAUGGGGGGAGGAGGCAAAUUUAAUUUGAGCAUAUACUUGUAAAUUCUAAUGCAAAAUUACACAAUUUUCCUGUAAAAACAAUAUCAAUUUUUAAUUAGGGAGCAUUUUCUUUCUAGCCUGUAUUUCAGUCUAGAAGAAAAGAUAAUGAGUAAAACAAAUUGCGUUGUUAAGAGAAUUCUAGUGCUGCAUUGUCUGAAGUUAGCACCUCUUGGACUGAAUCGUUUGUCUAGACUACAUGUAUUACGAGUCUGUAUGGCAAGUUUGCAGCAAGAUCAUGUGCAUAUCAUCCCAUUGUAAAGCGACUUCAAAAAAUAUGGGAACACAGUUAGUUAUUUUUACACAGUUCUUUUUGUUUUUGUGUGUGUGUGCUGUCGCUUGUCGACAACAGCUUUUUGUUUUCCUCAAUGAGGAGUGUUGCUCAUUUGUGAGCCUUCAUUAACUCGAAGUGAAAUGGUUAAAAAUAUUUAUCCUGUUAGAAUAGGCUGCAUCUUUUUAACAACUCAUUAAAAAACAAACAAAACAAAACUCUGGCUUUUGAGAUGACUUAUACUAAUUUACAUUGUUUACCAAGCUGUAGUGCUUUAAGAACACUACUUAAAAAGCAAAAUAAACUUGGUUUACAUUUA